Molecule: messenger RNA, 2764 nt
Organism: Aphanomyces invadans
Lineage: Eukaryota; Oomycota; Saprolegniomycetes; Saprolegniales; Verrucalvaceae
Exons: 4
Coding region: 27-2696 (889 amino acids)
Biological process (GO): endosomal vesicle fusion; autophagy; vesicle-mediated transport
Cellular component (GO): cytoplasm; membrane
Source: RefSeq, a predicted model, not a curated record
CGCGCCACGAUCUUCUUGGAAAGCCGAUGGCAGACACGGCGUACGAUGUUGUGGACGUCGAGUCCGACAAGGCGUACCGCGGCGUUAAGAAGGCGGAGCGAGUGUUGUCUAGCAUUAUGCUGAGCGCCUCGACGCCAACGUUGUACGUCGGAGACUCCUCAGCAAGUCUGCAUGCAUUCACCGUCCACAAUGACAAGAACCUGCGCUUCCAUCAGCAGCUCAAGAAAGUCUACCAUGAUAACAGCACGCUAAUCCUUGACUCGUGGGGUGUAUGUACAACGAUUAUGGAAGGCAAGUUGGCAACGUUGCCGCUUCCCCUCGACAAGGAUUCUCUCGCGGCAACGUGCUUGGACGAAACGAAAGGCGCAACCCACCUUAGCGCGCACGAACCCAGCCGCGUGUUAUGCUGCCUGGUGAAACAAAACCUCAUGGUGUACGACUGGAGUGUGCAGGGAAAGCUGCAACUGCGCUCAUCGCACGACCUGACCGUGGACAAGUCGAACGUCGCGCACUCCGUGCUUUGCCUAGGAGGAAGCCAAGCCAUUGUCCAGUUCAAGAAGAAAUCCAUGAUUGUGUUGGAUCUCGACACUGGCGCUGUUCUCAAUGCAAAGCUGCCAAGUGUCGACUCUACCCUCUUCGUCUCGCGCGUCCCCGGUGUACAUACAAACUUAGACAACGUCCUCGUCGCCACCAAGGACCACGGGAUCAUCUUUGCAUGGGAUGUUUCUCGUCAUUCGAUGAUGGAAGUUGGUCGAUUGACAUGGCCGACGUCGUCCGUACCCAAGGCCGCACCUGUGGCCCACCAUCCGUUCAUUCUUGUCCCGUUUGUGGACCGCGUCGACGUGUUCAAUGCAGCAUCCUUCCAUGCGGUACAAUCCAUCCCCAUCAAGUCCGUAAGCCAAGUCAACGUCGUGACAACGCUCGGAACUGCCGACCCCCACCGCCCGAUGUUGCUAUUGCUCGCCCCGCCAUUUAGCAUAACCCUCCUACGCAUGCGACCCCUCGUCGACCAACUAAAGUACGCCAUGCACACCACGCGAUAUGCCGACGCCGUUGGUCUCUGCUCGCUCUGUCCAGACGAGUGCCAUCUUCCUGCAGCGGAUCUCGACCAGCUACAUUUGAACUUUGCUCUCCAGCUCUUCCAACUCGAAGACUAUGACACUGCAUUCCAGCAAUUCGUUCUUGGACACACUCCAUUGCACCAUGUCCUGACGCUCUUUCCCGAAGAACUCCUCCCCCGUAGCUUCACCCUCGCUCCCGUCUUUCCGCAAGUGCCCGUGGUCUCGGGCAACGGGCUGACCAAAGCGUUGCGCGCGCUCCCGUCUUUCCUGACGUCCAUCCGCAGCGCAUUGACAGGAGACGCCCUGGUCUUGUGCGACACAGUCCUCCUCAAAACACACGUGCUGAACAACUCGGUGGACGACUUGACAGCGUUCUCCGCGUCGUCGAAUGCUGCUGAUCUGGGUGAGUCGGAGCUCUUCCUUCGCGUCCACGGUCAGUGGCAGGCGCUGCUGGCUCUGUACAAGCACCACGGACUGCACCGUAAGGCACUGGAUGUCCUGGACGAACUGCACACGAACGAUCCAGUCGAGUACGAGCAACCGCUGGCCCAGUACCUCACCGAACUUUCCGACGCCCCCCUUGUGUUUGAGUACUCUCGACGACUGUUGACCACUCGACCCAACGCCGGCAUCGCCAUCUUUACCCAUCGACAUCACCAUCAUGCGACUUCCAUCGACUUAGAUCCGGCGUUGGUGCUCCAACAUCUCAAGUCUAUAGACGUCACGACGCAAGAGUCGUCGCCGAUGGCAACGUCCGACUUGCCGCUCUCGAACGGCACAUUUCUCGCGAUUUCGUACUUGAGCCAGGUCAUCUACGCGAAUCAAGUCGAGCUGCCGUCGUCGCUCCAUGAUGAACUCGUCUACCUCCUUCUCGACGCCAUCGACACCGCCCAGCGCAACAAAACUCCCAAGAAGGAAGCGUUCCACGUGCGAGUGCACCUCCAACGCGACCCCGUCCUCGGCCCUCUUCGCAAGCACCUCUUAACGUUUCUGCAGUCCCCCCUUGCCAUGUACCACCCCGAGCGCCUCCUCAGUCGUAUGCACGUCGACAUGCUCGAAGAGCGAGCGGUGCUUUUGGCAAAUAUGGGUCGCCAUGAAGAAGUCCUCCGGCUGUACCUCCACGAAAUCCGAGACGCCGCCCUCGCCGAAACCUAUUGCAACGAGUGUUAUACGCACCGAAUCACAGACGCAUCGAUCUACACGCUCUUUUUGCAGACGUACCUGCGACCACCAACGCCAGCAGUCGGUCGACUACGUUCGAGUAUGUCCCUCUUGACCAGUGGCAUUGGCUUGCAUUUCGUCGCGGCGUUCAUGCUCCGCCAUGCACAUUGCAUCGACGUUGCGACGGCGUUGGAGCUCCUGCCACCGUCGGUAGAGGCAGCGGCUGUCGCGGCGUAUCUCGAGCGCGUUGUCGAACUGAAAGUCGAACAAAAACGACAUGUCCAAGUUCAGAAGCAGUUGCUCAAGAUCGAAAACCUCCAUGUGCGCAGUGCCCUGAACGCAGCCAAGCAAGGCAGCGUCCGUGUCGACGUCGACUCGACCUGCGACGUGUGCGCCCGCCCGGUCGAGCGAGGUCCAGUCUUAUGCCACCCCAAUGGAACCUUGCUGCAUUAUGCAUGCCAAACCAGUUCGUAGGACACACAUGAAUAGCAUGUAAAUCCAAUCGAACUCAGUCAUCGAGUGGACAGUCGAGAUGUAGACUU